This is a messenger RNA of Rhizoctonia solani, 2256 nucleotides long. RefSeq names its product Transposon Ty3-I Gag-Pol polyprotein. Bases 1 to 2256 code for a protein of 751 amino acids. The transcript has 5 exons. The record is from RefSeq and is a predicted model, not a curated record. NCBI's taxonomy places the organism in Eukaryota, Fungi, Basidiomycota, Agaricomycetes, Cantharellales, Ceratobasidiaceae.
AUGCACGGUGUGCGCAAAGCAGCGCGUAAUAUCAAAUACGCACUAAUGAUAGCGCACAACGCAAUCAUAGGAGCGCGUGUGAGCCAGAUGGUUGAGUCAAAUCAACACCAAAGGCCAUCACCCUUCAAGCAGGGCAAUUGGGUCUAUGUGAGCACAAAGAAUAUGUGCGUACCAAUGGGAAAGCCCCACAAGCUAUUGGCACAAUGGAUUGGGCUGGUAGUAAUUGAUGGAGUGGUAAAAGAAGGAGCCACCUACCAUGUGGAGCUCCCAGAGGACCUCAGGCAGCAGGGGAUCAAGGCAAUAUUCCAUGUGUUGCUACUCAAGCCGCAUAUACCCUACAAGGACCGCAGGUUCCCAGGGAGGAACUACAAGCAAAUUGCAUUGUUGGAAGCCAAUGACAACAAAUGGGCAGUAGAGAAAAUAGUAGGGCAUUGUGGCAAGGGUAGUAAUGCAGCGUUCAAGAUAGUGUGGCAAACUGGGGACCACACAUGGGAAAUGUACCGUGUGGUUAGGCACUUAGAAGCACUCAAGCAAUACUUUGGAGCCAUAGGGGUCAAACAAGCUAGGGACCUACCUUGGGCAGAAGGGGGAGACACACCCUAUGAUGAGCUUAGUGAUAGCGGGUCUGAAACCCUGGAGGGCGCAAGCAUAUGCAUACUUAAGGAGGGAGACCCAGAGUACAAGCACCUCACCACACCACUGUUGCAUAUCAAGCUCACUGAAUUACUAUCACUAUACAAAAGAUGCCCCAAGGCCAACGCCAGCAACGUAGUUGGGACCACAACCAACAACAAGACAAACCACCAGCGUAUCAACAGGACCAGUACAACCAAGUCAAUCCUGGGUUACUGCGGCUGCUCAACACCAUUGCGCAGACCAGCCUCAAAACUGUCCAAGCCUGUAACCCCCAAGUACAGCAAAGAGGCCAACAAGGGGGCAUGGGGACACGCCCAAGAUAUCAGCACCAUUACCUGCAUGUUGGUAGAGGGCAGCUGGACCUGUACAAAGGAAGGCGCUUUAGACAAAGAAGAACUCAACCUAGUGCUAGGCCAAGGAGUAGAUUGGGAAGCAGCCUCUCCCCUGAGCGGAACGGAAGUGAACAACAAGGAAGAAAGCAAAGCGCUAGCCAAUCCAGCUCCAACAACGCUACUGGAUCCAAUCAAGAGAGUACCAUUGAACCCACCACUCCAACCGGCACCAGACCCAAACCAGAGGGGCGCAAUUGGGCUCCAAAUCAACAAUCUGUUGUCAAAGGUAACCCAGGCUAUCAGAACUGUUGAGAACUUGAUAUCAGUGACCAAGACCCUCAACAAGCGCAUCAAGAGGACUCACCAGCGCAUUGUGGACAGGGAGUGGGACAUCAUGGAAGAUAUGUCAAGGAUUGUACUACAGGCUCUAAGGAUAGGGGACAAACCAAGGAUUGGCAAUGCAAGCUACCCUCAGGAACUACUAAGGCAAGCCUAUCUGGUGCCUCUAACACUGGUUGACAAUCAGGGGGAACAAGGCAACUUUGAGACAUUACGUGCUGUUGUGGCUCCCAAAUCCAGCAUUGGAGAAGACAAGGCCAAUUCCAACAACAGAAGCAACGGCGGGCCCAAGCCAUCUGCAACAGAGCAAGACAAUCCAGACGUUAGGGACGCAACCAACCACGUUGCCAAGUGGACAACCCUUGGACCCAACAUCAAGAUGCGCAACGCUGGGAAUGGACUCAAGACCCUUGAGCAGGAACAGCCUUGCUUCUCACCACGCAAGCUCAAGCUCAAGCAAUUGUUGCGUUCACACACUGCGCAAAAACCGCUCAUAAGUCCUGAAUCAGGCAUCUCUCUCCCCCACGCCGUCUCCACCAUACCAUCCACACGCUCUGGCGCCCCUCACCCCUACUCUUGCCCUUCCAGCCGCUCCAGCCGACGUUCCAUUCCAACCCAUUCCCAACCACCCUCUCGCAGCGCAUCUCCCACUUUGCAAGACUUGCCAGGGAUGGAACCGGAGCCAACCCUUACCACUCUCCUCAAGGCUAUCCAAGCCCUCUCCACACAAGUUGGGUCCCUCCAGGACCAAGUCAAGUCUCAAGGCGAGCAAAUCACUCAGCUCACCGCCUUAUGCAAGGAGACCAACAACCUCGUUGGAGACAAGGACCAGGGCGGAGCCCAAACAAAGCCUGGCCCAUUGACUGGGCCUAUCACUCCUCCCACCCACACGGGAGGAGAAGCCCACACUCCAGCAACGAUUAGGCCUGGACUCAAGGCCCCCUUUUGA